Messenger RNA from Parasteatoda tepidariorum (common house spider), 1820 nucleotides. Its product is annotated as pancreatic alpha-amylase. Gene Ontology annotation, molecular function: cation binding; alpha-amylase activity. Lineage: Eukaryota; Metazoa; Arthropoda; Arachnida; Araneae; Theridiidae. Gene Ontology annotation, biological process: carbohydrate metabolic process. The record is from RefSeq and is a predicted model, not a curated record.
CGUCACAUUCUGUCUCUCCUAUUAUUUGUAAUAAAAAGCUCAAAACCAGUUACGCUAUUAUAAGGUUGGGUAACAUGGCGGGCGGUAAUUUACGAAUCACUCUUUUGACUUUAACAAUUUUCUUUACUUGGAAUUGGAUUGAUUGUUCCAACCAUGAACCAAAUAUGGCACCUGGUCGUACCACCAUAGUCCAUCUUUUUGAGUGGAAAUGGAACGAUAUAGCUAUAGAAUGCGAACAGUUUUUAGGCCCUUAUGGAUACGGUGGUGUUCAGGUCUCCCCUCCCAAUGAAAAUGGGAUAAUUGUGUCUCCUUUCUGGAAUUCGGAGAUCAAAAGACCCUGGUUUGAAAGAUACCAGCCUGUCAGUUACAAGCUUGUUACCAGGAGUGGAAAUGAACAGGAAUUCAGAGAUAUGGUCAGAAGAUGUAAUAAUGUCGGCGUCAGAAUUUAUGUAGACGCUGUAAUCAAUCACAUGACUGGUAAUAUAGGAAGAGGACAUGGAACGGCUGGAAGUUUCUUUGACCCAGAUGCACCACAAUACGAUGGAGUUCCUUAUGGUGCUGGAGAUUUCAAUGGUCGAGAUAAAUGCCCAACAGGCUCUGGAGAUAUAGAAAAUUACAAUGACAAAGUUCAGGUCCGUAAUUGCAAACUAUCUGGACUUCAUGAUUUGGAUUUAGGCAAAGAUUAUGUGAGAGGAAAAAUCGCUGGGUAUUUGAACAAUUUGAUAGAAAUAGGUGUUGCAGGUUUUCGAGUUGACGCCGCAAAGCACAUGUGGCCUGAAGAUUUGAGAAAUAUUUUUGGCCGAUUGAAUAACUUAAAUGAAUUUCAUUUUCAACCUGGUACAAGACCAUUCAUCUACCAAGAAGUGAUAGACUUAGGAGGCGAGGCUAUCAAGUCUGAUGAAUACACGAAUUUCGGUAGAGUUACUGAAUUUCGAUUUGGAAAACAUUUGGGUGAUGUCAUUCGGAAGAAUUUCAACCAGCAACUGAAGUUCCUGAAAAAUUUUGGGGAAGGCUGGUCUUUCGUCUCUGGGUCAAACGCCCUCACCUUUGUUGAUAACCACGAUAAUCAACGCGGUCACGGUGCCGGAGGUUAUGGCAGUAUCCUAACCCACAAACAAUCCCGAAUGUACAAGAUGGCCGUGGCCUUCAUGUUGGCCUGGCCCUAUGGAGUGCCUAGGGUGAUGAGCAGUUUCAGCUGGACUGAGAACAUAGUGAAUGGCAAAGAUAAGAAUGACUGGAUUGGGCCACCUCAUGAUGAUAACUACAACAUUAAAGACGUAAAGAGGAAUCCCGAUUUGACUUGUGGAGAUGGCUGGGUAUGCGAGCACAGAUGGCGUCAAAUAUUCAACAUGGUUCGAUUCCGAAACGUGGCUGGUAUGGAAACAGUUCAGAACUGGUGGGACAAUGGAUAUCACCAGAUAGCCUUCAGCCGAGGAAACAAAGGAUUUUUUGCAAUGAACAAUGAAGGCCAUGCUAUUAAUCAAUCUCUCCAGACUGGAUUGCCCCAAGGAACAUAUUGUGAUAUAAUAUCCGGUAACAAGGACGGAAAUCGUUGCACUGGACGAUCGGUGCAAGUAGAUGGAUCUGGUCGUGCACAGAUUGCGGUGGAUAGUACUUGGGAUGAUCCCAUGAUUGCAAUUCACAUUGAGGCUAAACUUUGAGAAUAUUUGAAGAGAUGAUUUAUGAUUGGAUAAUUUGAAUCAGACACCAUUUCCUAUUGGAUUUGUAUAUCAGUAUAUAAUAUAUGCAUGAUUUGUUUUAUGUAUAGUUUUUUUUUAGUUGAAAUAAAAUGUUUCAUCAGAAGAUUAUUUUAUAAAAAA